This is a messenger RNA of Didymodactylos carnosus, 456 nucleotides long. The record is from the annotation of a GenBank genome assembly. NCBI's taxonomy places the organism in Eukaryota, Metazoa, Rotifera, Eurotatoria, Philodinida, Philodinidae.
AUGACUGGUGUACCGGAGGAACAAACAUUAACAAAACAAUUACAUGAUUUACAACACGAUAUUACUAUAAUAAAAUUAUAUUUACGUUUUAAAGAUAAAUUUGUAACAUAUCAUUCAGUUUUAUAUAGUAAAAGAUUUACCUGUAUUAGUUAUUUAAUAUCGUACCAUGAUAAUCAUCAACAAGUUCAUUAUGGUAAUAUUAUUGUUUUUUAUGUAUUUAACGAUGUACGUCAUUUAUUAGUACAAGAGUAUCACCGAGCUGAUGUUAAAAUUUCUGACUUUCUUGAAAUUCCCGAUGAACUGAAAGAAACAAUCGAUUUGUUUUAUCCUAUUUGCUUUUUAAGUGAUACAUAUGUUAUUAUUCCAGCUAGUCGUAUCGUUAAUAAAUGUGUAUCAGUAUCAUUCCAACAAUACCAAUGUAUCAGUAAAAGGCGUGUAAAAUGUGAACACGAUUAA